AUGACUCGCAGCAAGAAUCGUAAAAACAGUGGUCAGGACGGAAACUCACCUCUCAGCCCAACAAAUGUUAGCGAUCAGACUGAAAAACCAGGGGCACAACCUUCCUCCGGAUCAUCUGCCCCCUUCCCUUCUGAACCACCAUCAAAUACGGUACCUCCCUUACGUGCGACUAUGUCAUCACAUUCCAGCACCCACAUAUGGUCUUUGAUUCAAACACUCCCCGAAGAUCUACAUGUCUUCCUCGAAGAAGAUUAUGAAGCGAAAUACAAGAAGAUCUUGAAAGCUCAAUUUUAUCGAAUUUUAGUUCACUUUGACCCCAAGACGACAUCUCGUAUAUCACAUCUCAAAGCUGAUCUUAAUGCUGCCUUCAAAAAGAGCUUACGCCCACUACUUUCCGAGUUCAUGAUUCCCUGCCCUCCUCCCGCCAUGGAAACGGAUGAAGGUGACAAAGACCUCGAUUUCAAUCCUUUGGGCCGGAAAACCACCCGAAAGAUGCUGUUGGACGCCAUCAAACGCAAAGCUCCCAACGUUCCCAUACCUACUAGUGCUAGGCGCGGUGGAUUGCUUUUACUUUACAAACAGCACGUUGAUAAGGACCUGGUGAUCCCUGGUCAAACUGAGACCAUUCGAAAACCUUCAGUUUUGAAAGCGAAUGCGGUCAGUGGCGAGGACUCAGAAGAGCUUCGACUUGCCUUACAAUGCUACGCACCUCAAGUAUUUGUACAUUCCAUCCCCAUGACUCAUCAGGUUCUUGUGGAUUGUUAUCUACAAUUCAUCCUGGCAGCAAAAUUGGAGCCUGGAGCCUUGGUCGCCGGGUUUCAUUACUCAAUCAUAUCCUAG
Melampsora larici-populina 98AG31 is the source of this 840-nucleotide messenger RNA. RefSeq lists its product as uncharacterized. NCBI's taxonomy places the organism in Eukaryota, Fungi, Basidiomycota, Pucciniomycetes, Pucciniales, Melampsoraceae. Bases 1 to 840 code for a protein of 279 amino acids. The record is from RefSeq and is a predicted model, not a curated record. The transcript has a single exon.